AUGUUUUGUAAACUUAAGGUAAAAAUUGUGUCUUCUUUAUUAACUUUUGUUCUCUGAAUUCAUGUUCAUAUGUACGUUUCAUACAACUUGUUGAUGUAUUGGAUAACUAAUAUGCAAAAUAGCAAACAUUUGAAUUUGUAAAAGCCACUAAAGACAAGGCAAAAUUAUUAAAUAAUUAAACUUGAAAUGUUAAUAAAAUAUUAAUAUAAAGCUUACAAUAUGUAAACACAACAUUCUUACAUAAAAAUUGUCUAUCAAUGGAAUGUGUAAACAUAUAAAAUUUAUGUUCCUUAUCAUAUACAACAAAAAAGGUUAUAAUGUUAAAAAUUAAGAUUUUACAAAGUAAGAUAUAAAUAUAAUAUAUUCUAAAUAACAGGAUGUUUAUAAAAAUAUAAAAAAAGAAUAUAAUAGAAAAAUUUGCACAAAUGUUACUUACUACUUUCAACUGCCAUGAUAGCGCAAAAUAUUAAAUAUUAUUUAUUCUUAAAUGUGUGAAAUAAAUGGGAAAACUAUACAUUAGACUACUAUACGUUAUAAAUUAUUAUGCAUAUGUACUAUCAUUUUUCACAUAUAUAAAUAAAAAACUUAUAUUUUUAGAUUAUAUAUUCUGAUAGUGUAUUUACAUAUACAAUUUGUAUAUAUAUUUUAAAUAAAAUAAACGUGCAUACUAUUGCUUGUAGUACCAAAAUUUAUUAGCAUAAAUCAAAAUGUGCUUAGUGAUAGUGCUUUUUAAACACAAAGACUUAAUUAACAUCUCUGAUAAUGAAUAUUAUUCAAAAAUUAAAUAAGUUAGAUCUGAAUAAAAUUAUAUUAAUUUAUUAAAAAAACAAUUGUAAUAAAAAUUACUCACGAGAUAAAGUAUUUAUAUUAUCUGCACUGCCAAAUUUGUUUUUUAUUAAGUGUGCAAAUUCUCUGGGUUUGGACAUUACACUUCUGAAAGAUAUAAUAAGUAAUAAAUUAGUAAUCUUACAUUUCAUAAACGUAAUUGUAUUUUAAAAUUUAAUUUUUUCAAAAUUAAUAAACUAUAACAAUAAAUAAUGAGAUGAUUUAGAAACUAACAAAAUCUAUUUUUACACUAAUACUCACCCUGAAAAACCACUGAUUCCAACCCUAAUAUUACCACCCACGUUUCUGGAAGUGAAUCUUAAAUUAGAUUAAAGUCUCAUACUCUAUAUUUAGGACAAAAGAUAGAUUAAAAAGAAAAAAAUGGAACACAAAGAAAUUACACUAAAGGAAUAAUUUUUCAUGUUUGGCAUCUUAAUGUAACAUUUCAAUUUUUACACAAUAUAUAUUAAUUUUCUAUUAUAUUAAAAACUUCUACUUUUUCAGUACAAGCACAUAGGUAUAUAAAACAAUAAUAGAGAUAUUACUCUUUAAUAAAAUACAGUAUAUAAUUUAUAUAAUAUAUCUUAUAACACCUACUAAUCAAAAUUAUUAGUAAAAUAUAUACAUUUUGCGAUAAGCGUUUAAAACAAAAAUAAAGAAAGGUCUACACCUAUUAAUAACGAUUUAAGUAUAUAUAUAUUCUUAACUUUUUUGUAUCACUAUAUUAUUAUCAUAAUAAUACUUUACAUUACCAUAUUUAUUACCAUUAAAAUACUGUGCAAAGUACAGUUAAUACAAAAUAAAAUUUAUUUACUUAAGUCCUUGUCCCAUAUCCCGAAGCACUUCUCUGGGUUGUCUGUGACUUGUAGGUGCACCAUUUAACUCAUAAUGUUUUAAUUUUUUUGUGUAACUAUCCAAUUUUUUUUGGAGCUGAGAAAUACUGUGCGCUGAUUUUUGAUUUUUCUUUUCAAAUACUGCUUUGAUUCGUGUAAGCUGCUGCUUGUCUGCAUUGGCAGCUAAUUUUAGAUAUUCAUUUACAUUUUCUGUAAAAAGAAAAGAAAUUAAAUGAAUUAAUGUUUUAGUUAUAAUACGUACUGUGACAUAAAUUGCUAUUGUAUAUAAAUUUCAUCAUAAUUCGGACAAUCAUUUUAACACUCUAGUACUUGAUAAAUAUCAGCACUAUACUAAUUAACUGUUAAUUGUGGAAAAUUACCAUCACGUGUAGUUUGUUCUAUUCUUAUAAGUUCUCGUGUUUUAGCAAUUUUACUUUGAAUGUGCUCAAUAGCUUGACAAACUCGAGCAGAGUUAGAGUCAACAUCAUCAGUUAUUAAUUCAGAGGAGCCAUUUGAUAGGAACGAUUGUGUUGCAUGAUAUUGUUCCUGUAAAUAAAUUUAUAAUUAAAAUAUACAAACCUGAUGGACAUAUAAGUAAUUGCAAGGAUUGAAAAGUAAAUUAUGAACAAGUAAAUUAUGGACUAACAAAACACAUUUCCCUAAGUCUACUGUUCGAUAACUUGUAUAGUUGCACUUUGAAUUUCCAAAGAUUCUCUAGCUUUGAAACCACUUAAAAUAUUAUAUAAAUACCUACUUAAUUUCUUAACCUAUAACCCUAAUUAUACAGUAAUGGUUGAUGACCUUGCAGCACAGUGAAAUUACAUGCCACGAUGCCACAUUACAUAAGUAAUUUUAUGUAAGCAUAUACAAUCAUAUUUACUGUAAUAAACAUUUAAAAAAACAAUAGUAUCAAUUUCAUUAAUCUCAAUACUUUAAUAAUAUUAAAUAUCAUAACAUAUCAUUAUUAGAAAUAUAAAUUAUCAAAACUGAUAUAUAUAUAAUUGAUGGGAAUGUGUUAAUCAAAAAUGAAAACAUAUAAAUGUAUAAAUUGAAAAAUAUUAAACAUUUUGAAAAUAAAAUUAUUUUAAAAGAACAAAGUACAUACUCCUUCAUCAUCAGUUGGUAAGUGAAUAUUUGGCACAAACUCGUCUUGUUCGGCAGUGAUUAAAUUGGUAUUUGGUUCAUCCAUAGCAUCUACUCGAAUCACAGUUCCUGGUGAUUUUUGCCUACUACCUUUCAUGCUGAGGCUGCCUCCACCACCACUACUUCCACUGCCUGUACUACCCUCCCCUGUUUGGGAACUGUGAAGUCAAAUUAAUUUUGUACUGUGCUCCUUUUAUUUAUUUUUCAUUUAUUUAUUUAUUUUUUUUUAGGAACUUAUUUUUCUUAUUUGUAAGUACAAAAUAUUGUAUCAUUAAUUAUAUCAUACUGAAGCAUAAGCUUAAUGUUUCAGUUUCAUGUAAAAUACUACAAAAAAAUAAGAAUUUUUAAUCUUAAUCUAUAUAAGCACACACGUUAACAUCUACAAAAAAUCAAAUCUUACAGUGAAGCAUUACGUGCUUUUGAAAUAUGUUCCAAGGUAGAUGACAAUGGUUGAGGUGAGGUCAAUGUAUUUCCUCUGUUAGGUGAUGCACUGCGUGAACUAUUCUUACUUGACGUAGUUACCAUCAAAUUGGCCAUUCCUUUUUCUGAAAAAAUGAUUACUUAACUGCUUUAGUAUUGCUGUAAACAUUUUAGAUAUAUGAAUUGAAAUGUAUUAUAUGUGAACGAUAUAUUAACCAAACUAUAUAAAAUAUACAUAUAUACCCACAUAUAUCUUCUUAUCAGUAAAUGCUAUUGUAUGAAUUAUUAUUUCUACUAGACUAUAAAUUAUAAAACAUUUGGAGGAUUUGCUAAAGAUGUAAUAUCAGAAAAAAUGAAGAUAUAUCAUUUAUUGUGA
This is a messenger RNA of Heterotrigona itama, 3597 nucleotides long. The record is from the annotation of a GenBank genome assembly. NCBI's taxonomy places the organism in Eukaryota, Metazoa, Arthropoda, Insecta, Hymenoptera, Apidae.